AUGGGCACGCAAAGAGGGGCGCUCGUCGUCUUCGAAGGCCUCGACCGCUCCGGCAAAUCUACCCAAUGUCAGCGCUUAGUCGACGUGCUCAGGGCGAAUGGCGAGGAGGUGCAUCAUAUGCGGUUUCCAAACAGAUCGUCACCCAUUGGGCAGAUGAUCAACAGCUAUCUCAGCGGCCAGGCACAACAAGAUGAUCACGCCAUCCACUUACUCUUCUCCGCGAACCGCUGGGAAUCCGUCAGAGAGCUCGAAGAGCGCAUCAACGCGGGAGCAACGGUGAUUGUCGACAGAUACUACUACUCUGGUUGCGUCUACUCCGCGGCCAAACACAUCCCAUCUAUGGAUCUGGAGUGGUGUCGAAGCCCCGAUGUCGGCCUCCCGCGACCAGAUGUCUGCAUCUUCCUGGACAUCUCGGCGGAGGAGCAGGCCAAACGCGGGGGAUUCGGCGAGGAGCGAUACGAGAAGCGCGAGCUGCAGGAUCGCGUGAGGGAGUGCUACCACGAAAUGCGCAAACACCCGGACGAGCACGCGGACAUGGUCAUCGUCGAUGCUGGCCGAGGCAUGGAAGAAGUGGAGCAGGAGAUUGCGGAGGUGGUGAGGCGUGUGCGAAAGAACGUUGAGGGAGGCGAAUCUCGAUUGCGCACAGUGCAGCGGUGGUGA
Molecule: messenger RNA, 660 nt
Organism: Neohortaea acidophila
Lineage: Eukaryota; Fungi; Ascomycota; Dothideomycetes; Mycosphaerellales; Teratosphaeriaceae
Product: thymidylate kinase-domain-containing protein
Exons: 1
Coding region: 1-660 (219 amino acids)
Biological process (GO): dTDP biosynthetic process; dUDP biosynthetic process; dTTP biosynthetic process
Cellular component (GO): cytosol; cytoplasm; nucleus
Molecular function (GO): ATP binding; dTMP kinase activity
Source: RefSeq, a predicted model, not a curated record